Molecule: messenger RNA, 6317 nt
Organism: Periophthalmus magnuspinnatus
Lineage: Eukaryota; Metazoa; Chordata; Actinopteri; Gobiiformes; Gobiidae
Product: synaptotagmin-2-like
Exons: 9
Coding region: 90-1385 (431 amino acids)
Biological process (GO): regulation of dopamine secretion; calcium ion-regulated exocytosis of neurotransmitter; synaptic vesicle endocytosis
Cellular component (GO): synaptic vesicle membrane; axon; dense core granule
Molecular function (GO): phosphatidylserine binding; calcium-dependent phospholipid binding; syntaxin binding
Source: RefSeq, a predicted model, not a curated record
AGAUUCUUUGACCAAACCCAUCCCACUGUGAUAACCUCCUGCCACAUUUUGACAUUCAGGAACCCGGCUGGACUGUGCGUGCAGCCUAAAUGACGAAGUGGAACUUGUUCAAGCACCAGACGACGCCUGUGGGUGCCGCCAAGCCCACAGGUGCCGGUGCUCCGGAGGUGACUCCCGCUCCUGUGGCUAUGGUCGCCGCGGAGAACAACUCCACCGAACAAGUCAGCACCAAGAAUGACGCCUUUGAUGAGAUUAAGAACAAAUUCUUAAACGAAAUCGACAAAAUCCCACUCCCGUCAUGGGCCAUCAUCGCCAUCGCUGUCGUCGCUGCUCUGCUAAUUGUAACGUGCUGCUUCUGCGUCAUCAAGAAGUGCUGCUGCAAGAAGAAGAAGAACAAGAAGGGCAAGAAGGGAAAGGGUGACAUGGGCAUGAAGAACCUGACGGGCGGACAGGACGAUGACGAUGAAGAAGACGAUGUGGAGCCUGGGCUGCCUGGAGAAGAGAAGGAAGAAGAGGUCAAAGAGAAGGAGAAACUGGGCAAGCUGCAGUACUCUAUCGAUUAUGACUUCCAGGAGAACAAGCUCACUGUUGGGAUCCUGCAGGCGGCCGAUCUCCUCUCCAUGGACAGUGGUGGCACCUCAGACCCCUACGUCAAGGUGUAUGUGCUUCCAGACAAAAAGAAGAAGUUUGACACCAAAGUUCACAAGAAGACACUCAACCCAGUGUUUAACGAGACCUUCACCUUUAAGAUUCCAUUCCAAGAGAUGGGAGGGAAGACCCUGGUAAUGUCUGUCUACGAUUUUGAUCGCUUCUCCAAACAUGACGUCAUUGGGGAGAUUAAAAUCCCCAUGAACACACUGGACCUGGCCAAGCCCAUCGAGGAGUGGAGAGACCUGGACAGUGCAGACCAAGAAGAGCCGGAGAAGCUGGGUGACAUUUGCAUCUCCCUUCGUUACGUGCCCACCGCUGGAAAGCUCACCAUCUGUAUUCUGGAGGCUAAAAACCUGAAGAAAAUGGAUGUGGGUGGACUGUCAGAUCCCUAUGUGAAAAUUAACCUGCUGCAGAACGGAAAGAGGCUGAAGAAGAAGAAGACAACAGUGAAAAAGAACACGUUGAAUCCUUAUUACAAUGAAUCGUUCAGUUUUGAGAUUCCGCUCGAGCAAAUGCAGAAAAUCCAAGCCGUCAUCACAGUGCUUGAUUACGACAAGAUAGGUAAAAACGACGCCAUUGGCAAGAUUUGGGUGGGGAGCAAGUCCACGGGGGCAGGCCUGAAGCACUGGUCCGACAUGCUGGCCAACCCACGCCGCCCCAUCGCUCAGUGGCACCCCCUGCAGCCCGAGGAGGAGGUGGAUCAAGCCCUCGCAGCCCUGACUGCCAAGAAGUAAACUCCACAGACCCCCCCCAUACCUCCUCCCAUCCCCCCCCCCACGUAUCCCAUCAAGCCCUCUCCUUCUAUGUAUUCAAGAGGAAGACCACCACUACUGUACAAGCCCUCCGCUCCACUCCCUCCAUCACCCGUCCGAAAGCUCUCAUCGAUCUCAUCUCAGACAUGAUACACGGGAAAUACUGUAGUGAAUCAUGUCGUAAGAAGUCAUUGGCCAAGAUGACACCGGAUGGACAGACACUCCACUGAUUUGCUUUAGAUCUAUUUUUGUAUUGGGGUUGUGGUUCCAUACAUGAGAAUACAGGUCAGAGGGUAAUCAGCAUCGUAUCACUCGUAUUGUACUCCCUAGCCCUUCCCUUUAGUGACACAGUUUGCUUAGAAUAGUGCUUAAUAAUAAUAAUGAAUAAUAAUAAUAAUGCUUUAUACUGCCAUAUUGAUAGAGAAAUAACACAAGCAGGUCCAUUCCGUAGGUGUGUGGUGCACCAUGAUCUUCACCUGCCGUUGUCAUAUAGAGAUGUUCAGUUGAAGUACAUUCCUAGAUUUGGGUAGCCAAUAGGUGAUAGGCACAUAUCAGCUACCGAGAACACACUGCCUUUUUUGAUUCGUUCACCUUUCACCUUUCGUCUCAGGAAAGAUGAGAGGAUAUCCAUGCCUUUGUUUUGAAAACGGGUUGUUGUAGUUAUUAUUAGGAUGCUUCACUCAACAAGCGACGUCGCAUUCAAAUUGACAAAAUUUUGGUAUCCUUAAGAAACAGGUUGCGUUCGCGUUCUUGAAUUUGAUGAUGUCAUAAUCUCAGGAGGAGGGCAAGUGUUGAUGUCGAUAUUGCAGCAUGUUAAAGGCAAGUUUUUGAAUGAAAUAUCCAAACUGAAAGCUCACAAAUGUUAAGCCAGAUUGUUUGUUAUAGUUAUGGUCCACAGAAUUGCCAGAUUAAUCUUGUGGUUUAAAGUCUUUUCAACUGGCGACAGUCCUUCGUAAUAGAAUAAUCAGUUUUUGCAUUGGCGGUAAGUAAGUACUUUCAUUUUUGUUCAUUUGUGUGGACAGAAAUGUUUUGUGUGGAUUGGCUGAGUCAUUUCAGAGACAUCAACCAUAAACAAGGCCAAAAUAUCAGCGUGAUGAAAAGAACAAGCUAUCAAUGAAAACCUAAAGAUACUUGCCCUCCAGCUGAAUUGAACAAUUUAAGGACAGUUUUAAAAAGACAUGGCAUCAUAUGAACCCAACCUAUUGAGAGACGUUUCAGUGCAAAGUGGCUGCGACCCAAACCACGCAGGUAGAAUAGAAACACGUUUGUCCAACAGCAGUCUGCCACCUCGCGCCCUUACGCCUCUUCCAGAUCCGAUAUCUCUCUUGUUCAGUGCUACUGCCAUUAGUCAUGGACUCCACACAAGGGUUUGACUUCAAAGGCAUCCCUAUAAACCGUCUUACAGUCAUAAAGGAGACAAGCCUUCCAAGUAACAAAAUAAGCAAUUCUCAACUUACCAGGGACGCCUUCCAGUUUGCGGUGUUGUUCGCUUCAUUGGUUCAUUCGUCUAUGUUAUGUAUUUAUUUAUUUAUUUAGUUUGGACUUGAGCACUUUAAAUCGUUACUUUGACGUACAGCAUAAACAAAGUUUUACAUUUUGUUCCAGAUUUUAACACACAAGCAGGUUAUUUUCUGUAUUUACGUUCAUAUAGUUAUUAUUCGUCUCAAUGAUCGCAAUUAUACUGACUGGAGAAGGCACCGAUCCAUGUGUAUUUUCUAUACAGCUUACCAAACAGUUGAAUUAAAUUGCACUACUAGGUGUCAUUGUUUUUAUUUAAACCUGUGUCAUUUAUUUUAUCGUGAUGAAAUGUUGUGAGACUGAAGUUGUGCUUCCUGUUAACAAAACACAAGAGACACCUUCCAGUCCAAUGCUGCAUACACAGAAUGUAAUUGGUUUGAUACAUUGUGAAGUCUCUCAGAUAGAAAUUCUCUGUGUGAAAGUGACGCCAAAUCUGGAUUAAUAGAUAGUUAUUAACUCGAUGUGUUACAGCAAAAACUGUUUGUGUGCGAGACAAUGUGAUUCUAAUGUAGUCAACCACAAAUUUUAUGGAUGUUUUAUUUUUUCAGUAUUUGUUUAAAUUAUUACAACGAGCAUCUUCCUGAUUUUGUUUUUGCAUACACUUUAAUUUGAAGCAACACUACGGAAAAGGCAACAUGGAAGCAAUCAAGCAACCCAUCAGUGUGUAGUUUUGCCUAUAUACAUAGUUCAUACCCGUUGAUACUGCAUGUUUAUACAAAAUACUGUACAUAAGAGCAUGUUUUAGAGACAAAGCAAAAAUAUCUUGUGUAUGUGGGUGUCAUUUGUCAUUUAAUAACACGGCGAAAGGGAAAAAAGAUGCACUGUAUAUUUUCUAAAAGCAAAACAAAUGUGUAUUUAUUUUCCAUGAGGGUCAUUGGAGUGAAUGUCAAACUGAUAUAGAGUAAUAUAAUAUCAAGAAACAUUUCCACGCCUGAAGAAAUCUUAAAAAGCAAGUGUGUCGUCCAGUAAUGUGUGAGUUCAUGUAGGAUGAAGACGUAGCCGCAUGCUUGCUAUCUAACUACUUGUGCUGCAAAAAACAUGUUUUAAUUGCCACAAUUCAUAAUGGAUUUGAUUUCAGUGCUUAUGGGAAGACCAGUUUUGAAGUUAUUUUUAAAUGUUUUUAUAUGCGCGAGAGAGGGGUAUCCAAGUCUUUAAUAUUUUAUGACAGUCAAUUUGCAAUGCUGAAUAAGUAGGAGGACAUAAAUAGUGCCAGGACUAAAGAAGGAAUGUUUUUGAAUCUUUAUGUAAAUUGAAAUUUCAGACUUGGAAACCUUUCUUUUUUAGUCUAUUUUCCCACACUUCUGUCAAAACAACCUGAAACCCCUCACUGCUGUCUCUUUUACUGUACUGAUAAUAAUAUGUGUGUGUAUAUUCAAGAUAAAUCUAUAAGAUAAAGCCAUAAAACUUAAGCACUAACUCUUUAUAGCUCUGCUGAGUAGCUAGAGUGGAUUUAUGAAAAAAACUACUUAUAAAUAUAUAGAUAUAAAUAUAUAUGUUCAUACAUUCCUUUCAGUAGGAGGAGGGCAGAGUCCAUUUGAAUUCAUUGGAGCGAAUGUGUUUUUCUACUUUCCGAGCCGUUGAUGUCCUUUAAAGUAUCGUGGUUGGUAAUGUAUAUGCUUUUGUUUUUGAUAGCAUAUUGAUACAUUAUUAUGAUUAUUAUUAUAGGUCUCACUAACUGCUCAAGAGUGUGUUCUAAAGUUGGGCUGAGUGCAAUUUGUGAACCUAACUGGGUCACUCUUUGAAGUUCUCCUUGCAGCAGUGCAUCAGCAGUCAUAAAAAACAAUCAGAAAACGCACUGCCAUCAAUGAAAGUCAAUUUGAACAUUAAGGAGUGGCACCAUGUUUGCCUCCCAUAGAACUAUGCAUUAGCCUAUAAUUUUUACACACACAUAUAUAGACAAAUGCAUGAAUAGAUUGAAUUAAGUUGCCAAAUUUUGUUACGAAAAACUGCCACUACAAUCCUUGGUGUGACGUGCGACGCUUCCAGCAUUGCAUAACACACUGUCUGAUGCAAUAUAAAACGAAUCCCAGAAAUGGAUUGACUGUGACCAAAUGAUGCACUAAGAAGCAUUCAAAAACACAAGGGUUUUUUUAUUAGUAGAUAUAUACUGCCAGUACGUUUUUGCAAUUGCCUACGUUUGCUGUUUGAAUCUCCAAAGACCAAUUGAGCAGCGAGGCAAAUGCAAGUACAUCUAGAGCACAUUUUUAAGAUGUCGUAUUCUUUUAUCCUUGUUUAAACUGCCUGGUCACCUGAAGCCACAUGACCACAGGAGGUUCUAUGGGGGCAGAGAGUGAGUGCGUAUACGUGAGUGAUAGGAGUUUGACGUUCAGGCCCUUUAAGGUGCAAAAAACACUAGGAUGCAUUGGAAGUUUGCAUGGGACACAGUGUUCAUCAUUGCUGUAUAUGUACAAUAAUGAAAAGAUAUUGUUUGAAAUAUACUUGGUUGUGAGGUUGGAUCGUUCUCAAUGCACAAAUGCAUUACAAACUGUGCAGCAUGGUUCACACGUGGAUAUAUUUUUGUUAAAAAGGGAAACAUCAAGGUUAUUGUCACAUUGUGAAUUUCUGCACAAGCCUAUUUACGAGUCUGCUGUUUUGUUUUAUAUGCUUUGCCAAUGUAACUUGUUGAGACACUUCUGGGUACACUUCUGUUUCUGAGUCUUUGUCUGUAUGCUAAAUAGAAAAUGUUAAAUUCUCAUUCAAUCUGCUUUGUGUCUAUGGAACGCCGGCCUUCACAAAAUCAUGGACAUACUUUAUACUGCCAAACAUUGUCCCCAUUGUAAAUUAUUUGAACUUUUAUUUUGUUUUUGUUGGUUUUUUUUUUCUUCUUUCUCCAUGAUUUUCUCUUGGGGGCGGUUUCGCUGUGUUUGUUGGUGUCUCGUGUCGUAGUGCGUGUGUUCCUGUCAGUUCUUGUGCCUACUGUGGAUCGCAUGCUUUAGCCCUUGACUGGACACAAAUGUUGCUCACAAACUCCUCUUGACCCUUAUGUGGACAAAACCGUUGGGGAUCCUUAUAAUAAAAAGUUAUCAAGGGAACCAAAUAAACUUAUUACAAUUUAUCAUAUGUGUUCUACGAGUUCUGUACAAAAAAAGAAAUAGGAAAUAAAGGCCUUUUAAUUACCAUGACUUUGAGUGUGUUUAAUCAGUACAAUGUCUUAUUAUAAUACACUGCAUAGACAUGACUGGGUUUGACAUUGCAACAUUCUACAGGUCAAUCAUAAUGAAUACAGCUAAAAUAAUCAGGUUCAAUAUGACAACACCAUGUAAUCAAUACUGAAAACCACCCAUAUACAUUCAUAGCACCUGUAAAAAUAUGACUUUUAUCAAUACAAUAAUACAAUCGUGACCAAAAAUAACAUUAUGGCUAUAACCACAGGUGCUUUCCAUGAUAAAGAAACAA